Messenger RNA from Podarcis raffonei (Aeolian wall lizard), 4993 nucleotides. It is a transcript of the gene C7H18orf63, whose product is annotated as chromosome 7 C18orf63 homolog. NCBI's taxonomy places the organism in Eukaryota, Metazoa, Chordata, Lepidosauria, Squamata, Lacertidae. Bases 1633 to 3813 code for a protein of 726 amino acids. The record is from RefSeq and is a predicted model, not a curated record. The transcript has 14 exons.
CAUUGUUAAAAACUGAGGAAAAAAAUCAUCCCUAAAGCCCAAGUGAGCAAAAGUGUUUGUAGUUGACACCUGAAACUUAACAGGCUCAGUGCCCAUUGUAUUUCCUCAGUCAAGGUGCUGCCACCAAGAAGGCUGUGUUUUGAAUCACCAUGCCAUGGGUCAUGCCCAUUGAUAGGAUUACGGAAUAUCUGUGAUUGUCCAUUCACAUAUAAGAACCACCACUGGAUAUUGUGAACAAGUAAUAUAUGAAUAAACAGAUUGCCCCAAAAUUAACUUCUGUAAGAGAAAGGUUGCAUGAUUUAGUUCCCGUUUUUCAAGUUUUUCAUCUUUCUGCUAACGUUAGGCCUGAAGGGGGGAAAGUAAGGGAAGAACUGCAAGAAAAGUAGAACUACUAGUGUUGUCAUGUCGUAAUAGCAUAACUGUCAACAGUAAAAUAAGGAUGAGGGAUUUUCAACAGUCUUCCCUACCCUAGCCUCAAGAGAAAGCUUUCCUUCAGACUUCUGAUGCGCUCCCACGUUAGUUUUUUAGGUAGAAAUAUGUACCUAGGCAGUUGUUUUUAGGAAACAAUUUGAAUUCAGUUUAAACUACACAAAGCUCCUUUUUUCUGUACAAUCAACUCCCCUCAGUAAAUACAAGUUCUAAUCUCUUACUGGUCAUCACUACAAUCAGCUUGAAUACAUAACCAAAUAAUACCAGUGAUAUACAAUUACUUAAAUUUUGAGGGUUAUUUGGUCAUAUAUUUGGGUAUUCAGUUUUCAGAAUGAUGUUUGGUGAAUGAAAAGUUGGGCUGAAAAGCAGCUUGUGUGCUGCUUCUGGCUCUGUUUGAUAUGACUGAAUAAAGAAGGCACUACUGAUGUUCACAAAACUGCUUUCUGUUCUACUAUGUGCCAUACUCUAUAGUCAGAAGUCCCAUAUGCCAUUAUUAUUUAUCAUGAUAAUUUAUUAAAUUUGUAUACUGCCCUCCAUCUGAAGAUUACAACAUAAAAAUACAAAAUGAGAACAAAAACCAAUCACACACACACACACACAUUUCAAAGACCAUAGAAUGUUUAAUCAGCCAAAGGCAUGGUUAUAGAAAUACGUUUUCGCCUGGUGCCUAAAGCCAUGUAAUGAAGGUGUCAGAUGAGCCUUCCUGCUGAGAGCAUUGCACAAAUAGAGAACUACCACAGAAAAGGCAACACACAAAGAAGGGCCUCAAAUGAUCAUCACAGGUUCUGUGUCAGUUCAUAUGGGGAGAGGUGAUCCUUGAGGUAUUGCUAUCCUGAACCAUUUAAGGCUUUAUAGUCAAAACCAGUACUUUGAAUUGGGCCCGAAACUAAAUGGGAGCCAGUGAAGUCGAGCCAGUAUUGGUGUGAUAUGCUCAAACCGUUUUGCCCUGAUGAUCAACCUGGUCUGCGAAUUCUGCCCCAGCAUAAGUUUCCAUACUGUAUUCAGAGGCAGCUCCCUGUAUAAUGCAGUACAGUAAUCCUCCCCCAGUAACUUGCUACUGAAAAACCUAACUUCUUCUCACCUACCCCCUCUUUCUUAUAUUAAUUUGCCUUUAUUUAUAUGUACCCUUUCUGAUAAUCAUUUCCCACCCUCAACUUUGUUAUAGGUCAGAGGUUACUCAGCUCUUGUAGCUAGCAAAGCAAUAUGAAUGACGUUACGUGCCAGUCUUUGUUUUUCAUCAGUCUGCCUGAGCUGCGAAAACUCUGUGCCGUGAAGGUUACACUGAAUUCUCAGUUGGCAGCAACAGAAAUUAGAACAGCACAAAGGAAGAUGUGCAGGCAACUCUUGCAUCUGCAUCAAGAUGUGCUUUCUUCACCUGUUCCUGGAACAUUGAAUCAAAUUUCAGUGGUUAUGACGAUACUCUUCUAUAAGUCAGGAAAAUUUCAAGCUUAUAUAGAGAAAAACAGAUCUAUAAUGGCAAUGCCAGAGAGAGUUGUCCCAGCUGUCUUUCAAACCUGCCUGUCUUAUACACUUAUAGCCAAACUUGCUCCUAAUUGGAACCAAGCUGGUCAUCUCUUGAUACAAGGGAAAGAUUUUCUGUCACAAAGGGGAAAGCAAAAUGCAGUUGUUAUGGACAUCAAUGUAUCAGAGACUCAGCUCUGCAUUAGUGUCGAAGUUUUCACAGUACGUCUGCCACCACCUGAGCUUGAAGAAUUUAAUAUUUCAGCAAACAUCUUAAAGAAAUUUGACAGUGAUAAUAAUGCUAUCAUUCAAAAAUACUCUAUUUUAAGUAACUGGUGCUAUGUUUUGCCAAGCAUGAAAAUGGGUCAGAUCAUAAGCAUUAGCCACAUAAUUCCACCCGAUACUCCAUUCCAGUCAUAUAGUGAUUUGCAGCUGCACUGGGAAAAUCUGUAUGGCUAUAUUCUUCCGGAGGAUCCUGGGAUUUAUUGCAACGUUUACUUCAAACUGAUAGGGGAACAACAACUCAGAUAUCCUUUCAGUUGCAUACGAAGUCAGCCAGUGCAGUACUUUCCUAGAGUAGAUUUAGAAGGUGUUCUAAGUGCUUUUGUUGCUGAUCUGAAGACUGUCAUUCCACACAUUUGUGGGCUUCCUCUUAAAAUGAUAAGUAAAGCAUUAUAUGCCACCAAAGAUCUUACCCAAUCAUCUGUACAGAAAGUUAGCUCCAAACCAGCCAAUCUCACUGGAAAAAGGAACUGCAAGGUAUCUUUGACUCAAGUAAUUCCAAAAAAAGGCAUGCUCAGUCCUUCAGCAUGUGCUAUAGAAAAUAGCCACAAGAUGGAGCUUAAAGUCAACCAACCGAAAACAGAUAUUUUUACUAAUCUCAGUUUACUAGCAGAAGACAAGAACACUGGGGUGCCAGGGAGAAAACUGUACAGUAGGAAACAAGAAAAAACUUCAGAAGAAUCUGCAGGAAUGCUAAACUCAAAUGUAUCAUUUAAAAUGUCAAAUAAUACUUUAAGAAAUUAUUCUACCAGAAUCAUACCCAUCUUUAAAGGAAAGCUGUUGCAGAUGGAUAAGCAGACCACAAAGGCCACCCAUGAAAAGAAAAGGCAGAAUGCUUCUAAAGUAAUGAACACAGCUGCUAAAUUGGCUGUAUUCAAGCCUAGUACAGAUCAAGUUAACAAAUUGUUACGUGAUGCAUCAUUAAAAAAUACUACAAACGGAAGUGCUCUUCAGAUACAGACUGGAAAAGCCAAUGUUAAGUCUACUAAACUUGCAUUAAAGGAGAAAAAUGAGAAUUAUGGACACUUGGCAAAUUAUGCUUUAGCUAAUGGAGCAGUUUUAGACAGGGAUUCAAGUAAAUUCAAAUCCAUAAGACUAAAUUCCUCUUUGAAAUCACCUAGUAACCUUGCAGUGCAUCAUGUAUCAGUUGUCCACCAGCAUCUGAAUACACCUUCAAAUUUCACAACAAGCCAGAAUACCUUGACCACUGAGUCAAAGAAAUCCCAUCCCUGCGUAUCUCACUCAGAUGUGGAUGAGGGAAAUCCCAGAAUAUUUCACAAUCAAAUACAAAGCUCAGCUGAAGAAGAGAAAAUGAAUGCUUACAGUUUAUGCAGCUCAGUACACAGAAGGGCCAAACAAGGAGAUCACAAAGAAUCACUAGGAAUAUCCCAGCAAGAUACCAUUAAGACUACUAGUCAUCAUCUGCAGGGCAACGGCCUACAGGUAUACCAAGUAAUAAAGGUACCUAAGACAAACAAGUCAUCCCAUUGCAAAGAUACAAACUCAGUUCAGAUUUUGUCAAAGAUGGAAACACACUUGGCAUCUGCAUCAAACAGAAGUGGGAAAAGACAGCAGUUAAAGGAAAAACAAGUGAGUUACUCAAAGCCAAAGAAACUAAGAACCAGUAAGCUAUCAAACUAGAAUAAGUAUUUAGAGAUGAAAGAAAGAAAAAACUGGUAUCUGUGAAAGCAAGGCCAUGUGAUUGUAUAAAAAAAUCAAAUUGCAAAAGACUUUGUUCAGAAGAUGUGGAAUAGUCAACCUAGUUGAUUUUUACCUGUUUUAAAACUGUUCCAUUAAUAAGGUUUGUUUCAUCUGAAAAAGUGGUGUUUUUUAAAAAAAAAUUGUCUGCAUUGUGAUAUCCUUUCCUUUUGUAUCACAUGUAAGUCUCAUAUGUGUCUAAUUUUGAUUGAUAAUAUGUGGUAAUAAAUGUUGCAGUGCACAUUUUGAAAGAUUUUACAGUAUAUUGUAUAAAUGCAUUUUCUCAUGUAUACGUUGCUUUUAAUUACACAGAGCCAGCAUAACAUUGCAUAUUAAGGCUCAUUCUCAUUAAAUAAAUAAAUUUAAAAGACAGCUUUCAUCGUUGUUAGGAAUGGUCAGGAUUCAAACUCCACUAUGUAUCUGAAUGCAUAUGGGGAGGUGGCAGUGUCUCACACCUCUCAGAAUACUGCUUUGGACCCCCAACCUUAAGACGUGAUGACAUUUCAGGGGGUUUGAAAAGCUCUCCUGUAUGAGUGGAAACCCAGUACUGUAUAUAUUUCUGUGAGUAGUUACAGAUGGGUGAUACUGACUGAAAUAGAGUAGGGGUUCUGUACUGCCACCUGCUGCAAAUGGAAUCAAAUGUUUAUAGACGUACUGAAAUGUCUCCUGGAGUCCUUCUCAUCACCAAGUGGUGAGAAGCUUGAAUUAUUAAUCCUUCACUUGUUAAUUCAGUCAGAGUUCUUAGCCUGAUUUGAAGCAUUUAACUUAUUGAACAACUUAAUUUUCAUUCCAGCCAAAGUUCAUUCCAAGUAUAGCUAAAGACAUGCAUAUGCUAUACUUUUUUAAAAAAUAGAAUAUGUGAAAAGAGUAAAACAUUGUUUUAAGGCAAACAAUUCACAAUGACUAGUAACUCUGGGGUCAUACUUCAUUGCCAAAUUACAAAGUGCUGAUGUAUGAAGUAUUUUCAUUUUGUAUCUUGGGUUCCCAUGUCAUAAUCUAUCACAGAAAGACCCAUUUACGCUUAUGUGAAGAGGCUGCCAAAAUUUAAUUGGCUUUAAUUGUCUACUGUAAUUAAGUACUGAAUAUUCCACUAAUUAAACAAUUGUCUUCUGUUUUAAAAGGA